Molecule: messenger RNA, 1108 nt
Organism: Saccoglossus kowalevskii
Lineage: Eukaryota; Metazoa; Hemichordata; Enteropneusta; Harrimaniidae
Product: acyl-coenzyme A diphosphatase NUDT19-like
Cellular component (GO): mitochondrion
Molecular function (GO): hydrolase activity, acting on acid anhydrides, in phosphorus-containing anhydrides
Source: RefSeq, a predicted model, not a curated record
GUCAAAAUGACUACCGAAUUCUAAUGCUUGAACGGCACGGUAAAAGCAGGUUCAUGCCGAACACGUACGUCUUCCCUGGAGGUGUAAUCGACAAAGCCGACUUUUCCAGUGAUUGGCUCGACCUGUUUUCACGGCAUGGUUGUAAACCAACUAUUUUCGACCCAAUUCUGAACAUUAAAGGACAGCGCCCUCAAUUGAUGACAGCCACUCGUUCGUCGCAAGUGUCAAACGAGCUGGCAUUUCGGAUUUGUACCAUACGGGAAACUUUCGAGGAAUCUGGAAUAUUACUGACGAAAGAUGCUGCAAACAUCAACACUGAAACGGCAACCCCUAGUCUUUCCUAUGAAUAUAAGCAUCCUUUCUCAGCCGAUGACCUGGAGAACUGGAGACUGCGUGUCCAUAAUAAUGCGCAUGAGUUUAUUCAGCUGUGUCGUCAUAUCAACCAUGUUCCCGACGUCUGGUCACUCUUGGAGUGGUCCAAUUGGUUGACGCCUGCUGAUUUAGGCCCAUUGCGUUACAAUACCAUGUUCUAUAUCUGCUGUGUGGAUUCAGUACCUGAUGCAUAUUAUGACGAAAGAGAAAUGUCAAACUUAAAAUGGUUGUCACCUAUGGAUGGUCUGUCAUUAUUUAAACAAGAAUCAAUUCUACUGGCACCACCACAAUCAUAUGAGCUUUCCAGGCUCUGUAAUUAUUCAAAUAUUAAAGAUCUCCAUGAAUUUACUGUGAAUAGAAGUGAUAAAGGCUGUGAAUUUCUAUUUCCUGUGAGAGUGAAUGCAGCAGAUGGUAUCAUAUCUUUGAUUCCAGGUGAUGACAUGUAUCCUAAACAGCCUGAUUUAGUAGGUGAGAGAGAAAUUAUAGAAAUAGAACAGUCUGUGGUAGAGAAUCGACAGUCUACUAAGAAUUUAAACCGUGUUGAACUGCUUGGUGUAUUCAAUCAUGAUUUUCAUUGUAACGUUUCACCUGCAUAUGGCCAUGUUAAACCAAUUUUAAUGUCAAAUAUAAUGAAGAAUCUGGAAAAAUGUAAACUUUGAAGACUCUGUCAAGCUAGAAUAAUGCUUCCUGAUCCUGUACAGUCAAUACUUGAGUCACUUGUAUGAAAAUAUUUGUA